Prorocentrum cordatum is the source of this 2814-nucleotide messenger RNA. The record is from the annotation of a GenBank genome assembly. Lineage: Eukaryota; Dinophyceae; Prorocentrales; Prorocentraceae.
AUGCCUCCAACGGCGGACGACCGCCGCGGCGCCCUGGAGGCGGCGCGCGGCGCUCUCCUGGCGGCCCUCGAGGCGGCGCGCGGCGCUCUCCUGGCGCGCGGCGGCCUCGCGGCAGGCGCGUCUCGCUCGGGCGCGCGGCUGCUGCGCGCGGCCGAGGGCCUGCUGCGCGCCGCGGUCGCCGAGCUGGCGGCACCGCAGGCGCACCCUCCCCCCGCUGGCGCUGCUGCGCCUGCCGCGCCUCCUCGGAGGCGGCGCAGGCCUCGCGGCCGCAGGGGACGGCGUGGCGCUGAGGGCGACGCCGACGGGGCCAAUGGCGGCGACGCGCGGCAGGACGAGGAGGGGCGGGGGGCGCUGGCGCGGCUACCCGCACGCCGCAGCGCGGGUUCCGGCGUGGACGUGGAUCUGCUGGCUGGCGCCCUCCCCCUGCGCGACUCGGCGCCCGCGGCGCCUGGGCGCGCGUCGGCCGACGCUCCUCCAGUGCGGCAGCGGGCGGUGUCUGCGGAGCCAGCUCGCGGAGCUGUCGCCGCCAUACCCUCGUCUGCCUCCGAUCUCGACGAUGAGUUCGCUGGCGAGCUCCGCGUCGCGGCCCCCUCGGCUGCCGCGGGCGCGGUGGCGUCGGUGGGCGGGGUGAUGGCGGCCUCGGCGGUCAAGAUCGGGCCGCACGGCGACUUCUGGGAGCUCGACGUGCUGCCGCCGCUGCUCCUCCGCGCCGUGGUCCUGGAGGUACUCUCCUCGGGGUUGUACUUCACGAUCCACGGGGUGCUCUGCACGGUCGGGGGCACGGCCGACCUCUUCGAUCGCUCGUCUUCCUUCCAGCUGGGCCACGCUGACGCCGUCGUCAUCUCCGACGAGCUGGUCGCCCACGCCUUCCUCGGGUGGGCCGACACCACAGAGGUCGAGGUGGAGUUCGUGCCCGUUGCCGCCACCUCAUCCAGGGUCUCGAGUGCCUCGGGCACUUCCGAGGAAGGAAAGGAGGACGCCGCCGCCUUCGCCAGCGCCUGCUCCGCCACGGGCAAGCUAGUGAACGACCGCAGGGGGCGGACGCCGAGCGGAAGGAGAGUCGCAGGCCCUGUUGCCACCAACAUCGGCAUUCACCAGAAGAGCUCCGUGGGCCUGCUGGGCGCGCCGGUGGCGAGGCGCCAAAUGAGCAUGGAACGCAGCCUGGACAUGAGGAAGUACCUCGCGAGAGUGCGGGAGUUCUGCACGAUGAGGCUUCUCAGGAUGGUAGUGUUCGCGAAUGCGCUGGGGGGUCCAGCCAUAGCGUGGGUGCAGCCUCAGAGGAAGUUCAUCACAAUGUCUUUGGCGUCAUCGAGAAUAUGUCGGGUACUUUUCGGCUUGGGCGAGCUGGUAGUGCAGAGUUGGCUCACGGCGAUGGUGGAUGGCAAGAUGACGAAUUAUCAGCUGCUGUCAGAGGCUUUCGGCGUCUUGCAAGAGCUGGACCAGCUCGGCACCGCCGUGCGCGAGAGCUUCCGCGUCACCCUGGACGACCUGCUGCCAAAGGUCAGGGCCGACUCCGGCGCAGCCACCUUCACCCCCUUCAAUCCAGGCGGUGCUUCUGGCCUCAAGGACCUGAGCCUCAAGAGCGACGGCACCUCGGGGUCUCAGCCUCCGUCGGACCGCACGAACAGCACCGGCACCGGCGGCCAGUCCCCGCCGCGGAGCCCAGCCGACUGGACGCCCGCGAGCCCGAGCCCGAGCCCGUUCCUGCUGCCCGCGGGGCUCUCCUCUGUGGAUCCGCUGGAGAUGCCGUCGCCCUUCUCGCUGGCGCAGUCGACGCCGGCGACGCCGACGAUGACCUUCAGCGCCCUGCCGCCCAGCAGAGCGAGCCGGAAAGAUUGGCGGAGGUCCUUCGUGGAGAAGACCACGAAGGCCAACCGCAAAAUCGAGUAUCUCCACGAGUCCCAGUGCAGGGACACGACCGAGGUUAACGACGCGAUAGAGGAGGCGAUGAAGGCUCUGGAGGACGGCAUAAAGCCCCAUCUGGUAGAGGACGGCCUCGGGGGCACUUACUUCGUCAAGGGGCGCCGGGGGGAGUCCAUCGCGGUCUUCAAGCCCAGGGACGAGGAGCCGCUGGCACCGAACAAUCCGAAGGUGCACGCCAGCAGCGGCGCGAUCACGGGGCUCAAGGAGGGCGUGCUGGUGGGCGAGGCAGCCAUCAACGAGUACACGGCUUUUCUCAUCGACCAGGCUGCGGGCGCCUCGAUGCGCGCGGGGGUCUGCCCCACGGCCCUGGUGCGCAUGGAGGACUCGGCCUUCCACUCCGCCAACGAGGACCGCCACAGCGCCUUCCGCAAGAUCAAGGACAAGGUCGGCAGCUUCCAGGUCUUCGCGCAGCACGACUGUACCUCGGAGGACAUGGGCCCCGGCCUCUUCCCCGUCGACCAGGUGCACCGCCUCGCGGCCCUGGACAUACGGCUGUGCAACACCGACAGGCACGCGGGGAACAUCUUGGUGCAGACGCGCGGCGGGGAGGUGACGGGCCUGGUACCCAUCGACCACGGGUACGGCCUGCCAGCCGCUGUUGGCGAGGCGACCUUCGAGUGGCUGUCCUGGCCAGCGGCGAAGGAGCCCUUCGGCGAGGCGAUCCGGCGGGACAUCCUCACGAUCGACGUGGAGGCCACGGAGGCGAUGCUGCGGAGGCGCGUGCCCAUGAUGCGGGCCGAGUGCCUCCGCACGCUGCGCGCGUGCACCGCGCUGCUGCAGCGCGGCGUGGAGGCCGGCCUCACUGCGUACGACAUCGGCACCCUGAUGGUCCGGCAGGACACGCCGAUGCUGAUGGGGCGCAUCCCCGGCCAUCGGAGAUGGAGACCCUGA